This is a messenger RNA of Tribolium castaneum (red flour beetle), 654 nucleotides long. RefSeq lists its product as uncharacterized. The transcript has 3 exons. Bases 1 to 510 code for a protein of 169 amino acids. NCBI's taxonomy places the organism in Eukaryota, Metazoa, Arthropoda, Insecta, Coleoptera, Tenebrionidae. The record is from RefSeq and is a predicted model, not a curated record.
AUGUUGCGGCAAAGACUGAGCGAAAAGUUUUACGAAACGACGCCGCGACAGUCAUACAGACCUAACCUCAGGGCGGAAAAGCCCGUCUUGAGCGAGUGGAAAUUGUCACUAGUGGGGCUAGUGCUGUCUUUGGGUGUCAUUCUGGCGAAAAUCUACUUCGCCCACCAUGAUGAGGUUAAGAAGUUUUUUGUCGAGCGUCGUUUGUUUACGUUUGAAACUGUCAACGAAGAUGGUAACGUGAUGUAUCACCACGUUUGGAGAAAUGUCGUAAAAUUUAGUGGUGUUUGGUUACCGGCCGUUUGUGGCGUUCUUACGACUUAUUUCACGUGGUUGAUGGUUUAUCUGGAUUCGGAUGUGCCGGGGGUGCAGCCACCAAGUCCCCUUUCGCCCAAUAAAUACAAGGCACGCUCGGGGCACUCUCUCCAUCUGAAUUACGUUUUUGCACUCAUUAUGGGAAUCUCAGUCGCUUUUUACAUGUAUUGGAGGAACAUUAACAUCGAAUUUUCCUAAUUACUUAAUUAGUUUAAGUGGAAGAAAAAGUAUUUAUAUUUAUUUUUAGUAUUAGGAGUGAAACUAUUUUUGUUUUAUAUUAUACAACGUUUGUUAUUUAUGAUUAACAACACCGUGAGUGGCAAUAAAUUUCUUGAAUAACAA